Giardia duodenalis is the source of this 1290-nucleotide messenger RNA. Its product is annotated as FAD/FMN dependent oxidoreductase. Bases 1 to 1290 code for a protein of 429 amino acids. The record is from RefSeq and is a predicted model, not a curated record. The transcript has a single exon. Lineage: Eukaryota; Fornicata; Diplomonadida; Hexamitidae. Gene Ontology annotation, molecular function: oxidoreductase activity; FMN binding.
AUGUCUUUGCCCUCCACCGUGCAGCUCAACUGCGGCCAGACGCUUCCGGGCAGGUAUGCAAAGUCUGCCCUGAGUGAGCACCUUUCGGACGAUCAUGGCAUCCCCCUUCCCGAGUACAUCAACCUUUAUAAACAUUUUGCAAGUCAGCCAGGCGUCGGUCUAGUGAUUUCGGGCCACAUGAUGGUUUCGAGGGAAGGACGAGGAGAACUGGGGAACGUUUGCUUCUCUAAGAGCGACUUUGAGAAUGCUGAGACACCCUUGAUAUCUCAGCUCAAGAAAACUGUAGAGGCCUCACGCAAAGGGAACCCUGAUGUCAAGUUGCUGGCGCAAAUAAACCACUGCGGAAGACAGAUACCGAAAAAAGUCUUGAAGGCCAACUUCACUGAAGAUAGCAAGUCUCACUACAAAGGCAAGGCCAUCUCCUUUUACGACCGCGCAUGUCCAGGGCUCUCGCUGAUGUUCCCCAAACCUCUAUGCAUCAAGGAUGAGCUUCCAUUCUUUGAAAAGGGAGAUGCUGCCAAUUCGCCUAUUCUGAACGAGCUCGUGGAGGAGUAUAGCCAGACGGCUGAAUGUGUGGUCCACAAAUGUGGGUACGACGGGGUCCAACUUCACACAGCUCAUGGAUAUCUGAUGAGUGAUAUAGUCACCAAUGGAGGCUGGGCUGUGUUUAGAAAGACUCUAGAAGCAUGUCGAGCGAAAAUCGGGUCUAGUUCUAUUUUGGGCGUUAAAAUUAACAUUCCCGACACGGAUUUGUCUGUCAAGGAGUACAGUGAUAACCUUAUUGCGAUCGCUAAUGACGAAGCAAUCCUCCUUGAUUUCAUCGAGUUUUCAGCUGGGAGCUAUAGCAAGCCUGUGAUGAUGUCCUCGGCUGGACACUUCACUCUGGACUUUGGAACCAUUUUCAGGCAAGCCCUAGAAACUACCAAGUCGGGUUGCAAGGUUAUGGUUACAGGACGAUUCACAUCUGCGGAGAUGGCAGACAAGGCAAUUAGUGAGUCCAAGGUGGAUCUGGUUGGCUUUGGCCGCGCAUUCUGCCUCCCCCAGCCGUUUGACGAAAGCACGACACGCAUCAUCCGUGGAGGGCUGCCACUUUCCAAGUUCUCUGCGUCCAUCAUUUAUCAGCUGGCAAAGCUAGUGCCGAUGGUUUCGACCGGCCCCAACACCAUGUAUUGGGCGGGCUGGAUGGCUAAAGUUGCACGCGGCGAAGUCUCCACAAACAAGGAGGUUGAGGACUACAAGAUAAAGGGCACGGGCCUCACUUGGUAUAUCUCCACGCUGAUGAAACUGUAA